Hippocampus zosterae (dwarf seahorse) is the source of this 1146-nucleotide messenger RNA. It is a transcript of the gene eif4ebp1, whose product is annotated as eukaryotic translation initiation factor 4E binding protein 1. Gene Ontology annotation, cellular component: cytoplasm. The transcript has 3 exons. The record is from RefSeq and is a predicted model, not a curated record. Gene Ontology annotation, molecular function: eukaryotic initiation factor 4E binding. Bases 334 to 690 code for a protein of 118 amino acids. Lineage: Eukaryota; Metazoa; Chordata; Actinopteri; Syngnathiformes; Syngnathidae. Gene Ontology annotation, biological process: negative regulation of translational initiation.
AUGUUACUUAGCUUCCCUGUGUGGCUGUUUGGUGGUUUUGGUUUUUGUGAGUGCGUGUGCGCGUGCAAGUGAGGGGACGUGUUCAGGUCCUUUUAACAAAGAACCUGAACCACCCGUCUGUGUGUGCAUUUCAGUGAAAUGUGACUUUUUUUCCAUACGUAUUCCAAUUAUUUGCACUUAAGGAUAUCCGGUAUUUAUUUGUGUUUAUGCGAGGAUACUCGUAUCCGAGGCACAGCGAGGUGGCGGAUACUCGAUUGUCCUGGUCUACUUGAGUUAAAGCAGAUUUUAGUUAGCGCUAUCCCAUUGAUAUUGCAAACAUCUUAUUUGGAGAACAUGUCCACCGACUGCCAGUCGAGCAAUGCAACUGCAAUCCCGUCGAGCAGGAUGGUGGCCAUCCACGAUGCUGAGCACAUGCCCCAAGAUUACUCCACUACUCCCGGGGGCACCGCUUUCAGCACCACUCCUGGUGGUACCAGGAUUAUCUAUGACCGAAAGUUCCUGCUGGGGUGUCGCAGCUCUCCUCUGGCCAAGACCCCUCCGCGAUGCCUUCCAGACAUUCCCGGUGUGACAAGUCCCCCCUCCGCCGGAACCAAUGAGAAGAAGGCCAGCGAUGGAGAACUACUAAACAACAGCGCUGAAGCUGCAAGCAACCCCACUGGUGAUGAUGCACAGUUUGAAAUGGACAUCUGAGUGGUCUUGGUGCCAUGUGAAUCAUACCAACAAGAUGCUGUGAAAAGAGGCCCCGGGCUACCAUCAUGUCCAGCUGCCUGUUUCCUGAAGAUGGAUGAUUUUCAGUCACCCCACGCCCCCACACCCAGAGCAAAUCUGUGAUCGAACCUCAGUCAGUCUUAAGGCUGAAAACAAGUGUGCCUUACUCUAAAUUGAAAAUGUACACUUGCCAACAAGCCCGCUCAGCAUAUUGUAAACUAUGAGACAAUCAGAAUGAAAGGGACCAUUUCCCAAUAUGUCCUGCAAAAUAUGCAGUUAUUUCCACAGACGCUUUCACUUGUCAGACUUUCAGUCUUGAAAUGUGCGAGAUGUCAUUUGAGGCUUAAAUCCGGGUUCAUUUCCAAAAGAGUGCCAUUUUGAAUCUGAGCUGUCCUUUUGUGAGAGUCACGACAUUAAAGAAAAUAUAAUUGAAUUCCA